CCACCACCCUCUUAUCCCUCUCAAAUAGUUUUCUGGCGGCUACAAUGCGAUCACCCGUCGCUGUCACGCCCGAGAAGCCGGCCAAGAGCGUCCUGGCAGCCGCGCCGCAGGAAGAGGAGGAUGCGAAGAGCUUCGUUGCAUCCGACCAUGACCGCUUUUUCUGGACAUACACCGAGGAGCCGCACCGGACGAGGCGUAUGGCUAUAAUCAAGGCCCACCCCGAGGUUACGAAACUAUGUGGUCCCGAGCCUCUGACUAAGUACCUUGUUGUCUUCGUCGUUUCCCUUCAGGUACUCUGCGGGUUCCUUCUUCGAGACACGCCCAUUAUAUCAUGGCCAUUCUUCCUCACAGCAUACGUCAUCGGAGCUACAGCGAACCAGAAUCUCUUCCUCGCGAUCCAUGAAAUAUCACACAACCUGGCGUUCCGGAGUCCACUCGCAAAUAGGGUGUUUGCGGUAUUCGCAAAUCUGCCAAUUGGCAUACCUUAUAGUGCAUCAUUCAGGCCUUAUCACCUCACACAUCACAAAUCUCUUGGCGUUGACGGCCUCGAUACCGAUCUCCCUACUCCUCUGGAAGCCAUCUUCCUUGAUUCUGUCCUAGGGAAAGCCUUCUUCUGUACUUUCCAAAUCCUUUUCUAUGCUAUCCGCCCCAUGUUUGUUUAUAAUCUCCCUAUCACGAAGACCCACCUGUUCAACAUUGCCGCCCAAUUUGCUUUUGACUAUGCGUUGGUCAAGUUUUUCGGGGGGCAUGCAUUAGCAUACAUGAUCAUGAGUUCCUUCUUGGCAGGAUCCCUACAUCCCUGUGCUGCUCAUUUCAUCGCCGAGCACUAUGUCUUCGAGAAGCAACCCGCCGCAGCAAGAGACCCAUCCAACAAGGUCCCUCUUCCAGAGACCUUUUCCUACUACGGACCACUGAAUAUCCUAACAUACAAUGUUGGCCUCCAUAAUGAGCACCACGACUUUCCUGCUGUGCCCUGGACAAGACUACACGCGCUUAAUCGCAUUGCACAUGAGUUUUACGAUGAGCUACCAGCUCAUAAGAGCUGGGUAUAUGUGAUUUGGCAAUUCAUCUGGGACAAGGACGUUAGUCUGUGGUGUCGCGUUAAGAGGAGCGAAGGUGGGCGGAGGGUCGGUGGAGGCGGUGGCUGGAAUGAGGAAGAGCUGGGUGCGAAUGAGAAGAAGGGUCCCAUUCCCGGAGUUAGAUAGACGGAAAAUUGUG
Molecule: messenger RNA, 1218 nt
Organism: Lindgomyces ingoldianus
Lineage: Eukaryota; Fungi; Ascomycota; Dothideomycetes; Pleosporales; Lindgomycetaceae
Product: sphingolipid delta4-desaturase
Exons: 3
Coding region: 45-1205 (386 amino acids)
Biological process (GO): ceramide biosynthetic process
Cellular component (GO): membrane
Molecular function (GO): sphingolipid delta-4 desaturase activity
Source: RefSeq, a predicted model, not a curated record